CGCGUGGCAAUCGGAGAACCACGAAAAUGAUGAGCAUCAUGUUGAAAUUAAAAUAUCAGAUGGUAGUGAGUCUGGUUAGCGAUAAAAAAGGUUGGUCGGAGCAGAAGUUUGACAUACAUAAAUCUUGGGUGAUUCCAGAAAUGUCGAGCAGCAUACCCUCCUCUCACCCCACCUUCCUCACCAACGCCCUCACUCCAUUAACCCACAACAACCCAAACUUCAGGGCAAGAACUGUUUCUAUCCCUUCUCUCAAAACCACUGUUCGCUGCACUUCCUCGCAACAUCACCAACAACACCAAUCUCCAAGAAACAAGAAUGAGAACAAGUUAGCAAAGUUAGCACUCGUUGCACUGGCCGCUGGGGUCUUGACACUUGGGUCGGUUCAGGAUGCAUCUGCUGCCAAGACUGGUGGUAGAAUCGGUGGCCAGUCCUUCAAAUCAUCGCCUCCGCGCUCCUCCCCAAGAAUCAACAAUUCCAGGACCAAUAUCUAUAUCAAUCCUGGAGUGGCACCUCCACUUGUUGGUGGUUAUGGGUAUGGUUAUGGUGUGCCAUUCUAUGGUGGCUGGGGAUGGUCUCCAUUUUCAUUCUUUGCACCAGGUCCCAGUGUAGCGGUAGGCAUUGGAGGUGGAUUUGACACUCUUCUUCUGUUUAUGUUUCUUGGUGCUGCUGCUGCAGUUGUGAGAAGAUUCUUUGGGUCAAGAAAUGAAGAUGACGAUGACUACUAGCGCUAUAAAAACGAUUUCAAACAGAGUGUCAAAUUAAGUCCAUGUAUAGAAGAAUGGCAGAGUGACCAAUUCAUUAGUUUGAUGCAUUGGUUUACAUGCUUGUUACACAGUAUAUAUGUCAUGAAGCCAUAAUGUACAUCAUACUCUCCAUCACUCAGUUUUCAUUUUCACUAAUUUUAAUAUAAUCAAGAAAAUAUGUAAGGUUUUACAGAUUCA
This is a messenger RNA of Vigna unguiculata (cowpea), 941 nucleotides long. RefSeq lists its product as uncharacterized. The record is from RefSeq and is a predicted model, not a curated record. NCBI's taxonomy places the organism in Eukaryota, Viridiplantae, Streptophyta, Magnoliopsida, Fabales, Fabaceae.